Plasmodium coatneyi is the source of this 858-nucleotide messenger RNA. Its product is annotated as Ribosomal protein L14. Gene Ontology annotation, molecular function: RNA binding; structural constituent of ribosome. Gene Ontology annotation, biological process: translation; ribosomal large subunit biogenesis. Gene Ontology annotation, cellular component: cytosolic large ribosomal subunit; ribosome. The record is from RefSeq and is a predicted model, not a curated record. Bases 269 to 778 code for a protein of 169 amino acids. The transcript has 3 exons. Lineage: Eukaryota; Apicomplexa; Aconoidasida; Haemosporida; Plasmodiidae.
GCAACAUACAUUGGUAAAACAAUUCUGCCACUUGCGAUGCACAAAAAAAAAAAAAAAAAAAAAAUAUUUUUAUUUUAAUAUUUUAUUAUUUCUUUUUUCAUGCCACUGUAAUAUUUUAUGUUAGAACUUUUCCAAGUUGGUUCCCUAUCCCCGCGCGUUACUGUUUCGGGUUGACCCUUCUUUAGCCUUAGCCCAUUUGCGUUUCCCCUCGUUUAGCUGUUUUCCUACCGGCUUACCUUAGCCACAUUUACCAAUCGUGUAUCCCAAAAUGCCAAAAGUCGAGCUAACUGAGGAGGAAAAGCAGAACAUUCAAAACAAGGACCUCCUCUUUAAGAGGUUUGUUGAGCCCGGAAGGCUGUGCCUCAUCGAGUAUGGCCCCUAUGCGGGAAAGCUCUGCUUCGUUGUGGAUAUCGUGACGCUGACCCGAGUCAUCGUCGAUGGAGCCUUCAUCACAGGCGUGCCCCGAAUGGUCAUACCCCUGAAGAGGCUGAAACUGCUGAAGGAAAGAAUAAAAAUCAACAAAAAUUGCAAAACGGGAUUCCUCCACAAGACCAUAAAAAGCACCAACAUUCUAGGAGAGUUUAAAAAGUCAAACUUGGGAAAAAAAUUGACGAUUAAGAAGAAGAGAGAUUUGGCCACCGACUAUGAACGCUUCCAGAUAUAUCACGCCAAGAGGGAACUGAAAAAGAAGAUGAAUUUGCUGAAGAGCAAGAAGGACAGCAGCAAUAAGGGAGACAAGAAGAAGGCCAAGAAGGUUAAGAAGGCGUUGAAGAAGUAAGUACAAAGUAAAGAGAUAAGGUGGGUGGGCCAACCCCACCUAUGUCCUCUCUUAGGCGACGCCGCUUACUCCUCCCAUGU